ACAUUAUCUGUACGCUUAGCAUUCAAUCUUAAAUAGUUUCUCAGAUAUUUGAAAUAAUAAUAAAAAAAAUGUUCAGCUCACAUUUCGAAACGUAUGUAACCAGCUUUAGGAAGAACUUUGGACUUAAUUCAUAAAUCCUCGAGGGCGGCCUUGGACCUCGCGCGGUGGACGUCGGGGCCCGGAGGACCGGUCAUCGCGUCCAGUUCGAGCUCCCCUCCCGCCCCUGCAAGAAGCGUCGCGCAGGGAGAGUGCGCGCGGGGGAAAAGAGACAGCGGGGAACCGGAUCGGCGAGAGGACAAACCAGGGCGCUCGGCACGGGAGCAGGUCUCUGCGCGCUGGCGGCCAUGCUGUCGCUCUGCCGCCCGUCGACGGCCGAGUACCGCUACAAGCUCCGCGGGCCGCCGCGGCCCCCGGCGCCGCCGCUGCCGCCGCCCCUCAGCAUCCACCGGCCCGGCAAGCACCCCGCCGCCUUCUACAAGACCAAGUACCCGGGUCCCCGCGUGUCCGGCCCGCUGCUGCGGGGCCCGCCGGCCUUCCUGUUCGACCAGCACCGCCACGCGCCGCGCUUCCACGGGCCCCCGCACCUCGGCCGGCUCAGCCCGCCCGCGCUGCAGCCCCAGGCGCUGCUGUUCGGCCCGCCCGCCGCGGAGCACUUCCCGCCGGCCUUCGAGCCGCACACCACGGCGAGGCCCGUGCUCUACCCCGGCCUGGGGGUGGACGACGACAAGGGCCCCAUACACACCAUCCCGGCGCCCAACCUCAGCCUCCUGGACAGGCCGCACGGCGGCGCGCCCGCCUACCCUCACGCCCUCGGCGAGGGCUUCCCCAGCCACGUUGCCCAGCCCGCGCACAGCCUGGUGUCGGCGGCGCAGCAGCCGUCCCAACUCGCCGCAGGGGCGUACGCCGGGUCCGGAGGCGUGUCCAUCCAGCCGUCCAUCAGCUACCAGGUCCGCGAGGAGACCAACGACCACGCCGGCGAGACCUACGACGGCAAGCCGGUCUACUUCGCGCCGGACCCCGACCCCAACCUGCCGGCGCCGAAGAUACCGCCGACCAACGACCCGCACUCCGUGCCGAGCAACGGCCGGUCCCCGGCGGAGCUGCUGGUGCACCACCUGCAGUCCCAGGGCACCCCGCUGCAGCUGUUCGAGACCAGCACCAACGUCAUGCACGACGGCCAGUCGCUGUCGUCGCAGGACCUGUACCGCCUGCUGCAGGGCUCGCUGCCGCAGCAGCAGCAGCUGCUCGACACGUACCCGCUGCCGCUGCUGCAGCAGCCGCAGCUGCAGCAGCACAUCCUGCAGCAGCAGGCGGCCGGGUUCCCCCCGGCCCUGCUGCAGUUCCGGCAGCACGGCGAGGUCGCCGACAACUCCCUGGCGCUGCGGUCCGGCGGAGAGGAGUUCCGCCCGCAGCUGCAGUCCUUCAGCUACGAGGAGCACGCCGCCGACCAGGCGCAGUACUCGUCGCGGCCGCACUUCACCCAGGUGCUGGACCAGGGCGACGAGGAGGCGGCGGGCAGCGCCCCCGAGCCCCAGGUGGUGCGCGGGACCGGCGAGGCAGCCGGCGGCGCAGCGCGGGAAGGCCAGGACAGCGCCAACGAGGUGGAGGACCCGGGGAAGGCCGCCCUCUACUCCAAGGUGGCGCAGGGCGCGCAGCUGUACUCGUCGCUGCCCAGCCGCGAGGCCGCGGAGGCGCUGGCGACCCUGGCGGCCGCCGGGAACGUCAACAGCCACUUCAUGAGCCGGCUGAACGGCGAGUCCUCGCCCGAGGAGGACGACAACCAGGGGUACGGUGAGGAGGAUCAAGAUCAAGAUCAAGAUCAAGAUCAGGAGCAGGAGGAGGAGGAGGAGGAGUACGACAACCAGCCGUCGUCGACGACCGCUCCUGCCACCACGACCCCGGGCCGUAGGCUGCCCCAGACGUACCAGCAGCAGCGGCAGAGGUACCAGCCGCAGCCGGCCAGGGCGCAGCUGACCGGGUACUACCAGGUCGGCCAGGAAGAAGAGGCGGACGAGCCGUCCAGCGAGGACCCGGAGGCCGGCCAUGAGCUGCAGUUCGGCGCGCGGAUCAGGCCGAAGCGAGACGACGGCAGCGGAGACUAGCUGCCUUCCGGUGCCCGCGGGUCGACCAGACAACUCGCACAAUCAGACUCUGACACUAUCACGUCGAUCACUGAACACACGUGACUUCUGUACUUGCCGACCGAGGAAUCUCACUUUUGUUGGUAUGCAAUUCUUAAAGAAAUUUGGUUUCGUUAAAGUAAUUAAUUUAUCGUAUCGUUCCUAUGUACACGGUAGUUAUAUGUAACUAGUGGAGGAUGGGAGCAAAUAUUUGCUCUGAAACAAAUAUUUAUUAUUAAAAAGCAUUUGGUGUGACAUAUAUAUGUAUUUAUAUCAAUGUUCAGCGAAUGAAAGAGUUU
Bacillus rossius redtenbacheri is the source of this 2419-nucleotide messenger RNA. RefSeq names its product putative NAD(+)--arginine ADP-ribosyltransferase Mav. The record is from RefSeq and is a predicted model, not a curated record. The transcript has 3 exons. Bases 345 to 2102 code for a protein of 585 amino acids. NCBI's taxonomy places the organism in Eukaryota, Metazoa, Arthropoda, Insecta, Phasmatodea, Bacillidae.